UGGGACUGGGACAACCUUAAUGGCCAAGUCAUGGCCAAGUCAAUGAAUGAAUGCUUCGUGGUCUCUUUCGAUGGCCAGACGCCGCACAGAACCUAAUAUGCGAAGAAGCCACCCAUGACAUUCCGGGAGUAGCCUGACGUGGCACAAGAGGACAAGCGGCGGUGUGUUUUCGUCUCGCAUCCAUGCGUGUGCGUGUGUGUGGGUACCGGGGUUGGUAUUCCUCGAGUGCAGAUCGCCAUCGAUGCGGCCCUUCACCUCACCACUCGUGUGACUUAUGAUCAGCUGCACAUUCAAGCGCACACACAACACCGAAACAUCACCAGCCAAGCCAGACACAAGUGUCCGUGUCUCUCUGAGUCUGACCGGUGUGCUUGGCUUGAGCCCCUUGUCGCAGUCCACAAAUGUGCCGUGCAGUGGGAUCCUUUGUCCCGUCGACCGAGGGGCAGGCGACUUGUCGGCCAACACGCGGGGGCCGAAAGGCGUCAGCGGCGCCGAACCGGGACGAGCUGCAGGACCAUAAGAGAAACACAGGUUGCGCUGAGGAGACGGUGUCUCGCUUCUUUUUACCGCAGUAGUGGGGUUUCAGGAAGCGUCUCGCCGCGUGUGUGGAGUGGUAGAGCUGCCCCAUCCCCGCACCACCAGUGUUCGGCUGAGCUCCCGCAAACACACUCGACAACAUUCGCUUCUCCACAGUGUUCUUCCAAUUCUGAACGAUCGCCACCCCAGUGACCGCACUCAGUCUGCGAACAUUGCUCUGUACGGGCAGCGUUUCUUUUGCACCUUGAGCGUGACGGUCCCCUGCCGGUAGCAGUCGCCCUGCGUCCCUUUGUACCGAUAGUGAUAGAAGGGGUACCUGACGUAAAACCACGACAUUCAGCCGCUUUCACCUGAGCAUGACCGACAUUGACUCACUCGGAGCGAUGGAAGUGGCCGUAGUCCGAGCCCAGGAAAGCAUGGGGAUUGAAGUGUCCCGAGCCGAAUCCCUCCUCUCCCCACUCAUAGGGCAGCGUGUCGUGGAUGGCAGGCUUCAGAACUGCUGUCACAGAGAUGGAGUCACAGAAAUGGGGCAUGCCGAGUGGACGUUGUGAUGACGUCAGGUGACUCACACUCUGGUUGGGUGGCGUUGAGGUCCAUAGCCUCUUGGUGGACAGCAGCAGUUGCACCAAGUGCAUUAUCCUCCGCAGCGGACGGCAUUGCGAAGACGAGGC
Messenger RNA from Vitrella brassicaformis, 1208 nucleotides. The record is from the annotation of a GenBank genome assembly. Lineage: Eukaryota; Vitrellaceae.